Molecule: messenger RNA, 846 nt
Organism: Epithele typhae
Lineage: Eukaryota; Fungi; Basidiomycota; Agaricomycetes; Polyporales; Epitheliaceae
Exons: 3
Coding region: 1-846 (281 amino acids)
Source: RefSeq, a predicted model, not a curated record
AUGUCCAUCGUCCUCACGAGCCCGCUCUCCCCCGACUCCCCUCUCUCGCCCUCGAACUCGCUCCGCGCCUCUGGCUCCACCCGGCGCACCUACAAGGCGUCCCCCGCGUUCAGCCGCCCCCCCGGCACGCUCUCGCUCAUGUUCGAGUCCCCGGACCCGUUCAACAGCACCGUCGUCGACGGCGCGUCCGGCGCGCUCCUCUUCGACGUCUCGACGCCCGCCCCCGCGCACGCGCACGCGCUCAUCACCGUGCGCGACGCGAUGCGGCACGUCGUCGCCGCGUACGGCGGCGCGGGCGAGCGCGACGACCUCGACGGGCCCGGCUACGACCUCGACGACCUCGACCCCGACCUCGACCUCGACGAGCACGAGCAGGAGUGGCUGCCCAUGGACGGCCCUGGCUGGUGGAGCCGCUCGGUCGAGUGCUUGCCGUGGCGGAUCGACGGGUCGCGCAGGCUCGUCGCGCCCAACGGCCGCGCGUACGUAUGGCGCCAGAGGUGGAGCGGCUCGCUCAAGCUCGUCGAGGAGGAGACGGAGCAGCCCGUGGCGGAAACGCGCCGGGCGACGUACGGCUUCUUCUCGUCCGCGCGGAGCGGCGGGCUCGACGUCGCGCCCGCGCUCGCGCCGUUCCUCGACGCGAUCCUCUUCUCCUUCCUCAUCUACGAGCAGCAGCGGCGCGAGAAGGGCAUGGCGCCCGCGUCCGGCCUCGCGCCCGGCGCCGACCUCGACGGGAAGCGGAGCAGGGCAGACAGUACCCCGACCUCCUGGGGCGUGCCACACGAGCACUGGCGGAACCGCGGGCGGAGCGAGUCGGAUUCGUCCGGCCUGCGGACUGCGGACUUUUGA